AUGUGCAGACUUCCUUUGCUAUUAAUUUUGGGUCUAGCCUGCGCACAGGCAGUGCCGCUGGUAUCCUACGACGACAUUGACGACACGGAGGCCAUUGAGCUGCCAGGCAUUGAAGAGCCAUCGGCGUCUAGUAAGGACAUCAUUGACUUGAGCUCCUAUGGCAGUGCCAUGUAUGGCACUCCCGAUCAAGAGCUAACAGCUGCCCUUGUGGGCAAUUUCAGCGCCGACACUGACAAGGUUAAUCCCGAGGAGUUGGGCAGCUAUCUUGAGGGAGAUAUACUCGUGCCACAGUCACCGAUUACCAUGAAAAAUGGCCUGACCACACAGAGUUCGCGCUGGCCCAACGGGGUGGUGCCAUACGAAAUCCGCGGCAGCUUCAAUGCCCGCGACAUGGCUACCAUACAGGGCGCCAUAGAGCAGUAUCACAAGCGCACUUGCAUCCGAUUUGUGCCGCGCAGCAGUGAACGGGAUUACAUUUCAAUUGUGAGCGGUAACUCGGGCUGUUGGUCAUCAGUGGGUCGUGUGGGUGGCAAGCAGGAGGUGAAUCUGCAGUCGCCUGGCUGCUUAAGUCGACCCGGCACAGCCAUACACGAGCUGAUGCACGCCCUUGGCUUUUUACACGAACAGAAUCGCAUGGAGCGUGAUGGCUUUGUGGCUAUCCAAUAUAGGAAUAUUCAAUCCGCAGCCGUGAGCAAUUUCGAGAAGGCCGCCAAGACGGAAGCAUUUGGAAUCCCCUACGAUUACGGCAGCGUAAUGCACUAUUCAGCGAAUGCUUUCUCCACCAACGGGCAACCAACUAUUGUGGCGAUGCAAUCGAAUGGUGCUUCUAAAAUGGGUCAGCGCAACGGAUUCUCUGACUUCGAUGUGGAUAAGCUAAAUCGCAUGUACGACUGCGGCUAUGUGGGUGGAUCUGCGCCCGCGGUUGGAGCUGGCGCAGCAGCGCCUGCCCCUGCACCAGGUGUUCCGGCGCCAGCUCCUGUUGUUCCCGGUGGCAAUCCCAUCGUCGAUAGUUUUCUCAGCGGCCUCAUCAGUGGACUGGGUCUUGGAGACGGCGAGGACGAAAAGGCCACUGAAGCUAGCAACUAG
Molecule: messenger RNA, 1086 nt
Organism: Drosophila novamexicana
Lineage: Eukaryota; Metazoa; Arthropoda; Insecta; Diptera; Drosophilidae
Product: low choriolytic enzyme
Exons: 2
Coding region: 1-1086 (361 amino acids)
Biological process (GO): proteolysis
Molecular function (GO): zinc ion binding; metalloendopeptidase activity
Source: RefSeq, a predicted model, not a curated record